Ipomoea nil (Japanese morning glory) is the source of this 588-nucleotide messenger RNA. RefSeq names its product alcohol dehydrogenase 1-like. The transcript has 5 exons. The record is from RefSeq and is a predicted model, not a curated record. Gene Ontology annotation, cellular component: cytosol. Bases 1 to 480 code for a protein of 159 amino acids. NCBI's taxonomy places the organism in Eukaryota, Viridiplantae, Streptophyta, Magnoliopsida, Solanales, Convolvulaceae. Gene Ontology annotation, biological process: formaldehyde catabolic process. Gene Ontology annotation, molecular function: zinc ion binding; S-(hydroxymethyl)glutathione dehydrogenase [NAD(P)+] activity.
AUGCAUGGGAUUCAUUAUCCAGAGGAAAAGUUUAAGAAUAACGUGGAUGAAUUUGGUGUUAAUGAAUUUGUGAAUCCAAAAGAUCACAGCAAGCCUGUUCAAGAGGUGAUUGUUGAGAUGACAGAUGGUGGGGUGGACCGGAGCGUGGAGUGCACUGGAAACAUCAAUGCAAUGAUCUCCGCAUUCGAAUGUGUUCAUGAUGGUUGGGGUGUUGCUGUUCUUGUGGGGGUGCCAAACAAAGAUGAUGGAUUCAAGACUCACCCCGUGAAUCUGCUGAACGAGAGGACUUUGAAAGGCACCUUCUUUGGCAACUACAAACCCAGAUCAGACCUCCCAGCUGUGGUGGAGAAAUACAUGAAAAAGGAGCUGGAGUUGGAGAAGUUCAUCACCCACCAAGUGAGCUUCUUGGAAAUCAACAAAGCCUUUGAUCUGAUGCUGAAAGGGGAAAGCUUGAGGUGCAUUAUCAAAAUGGAACACUGAUUCUUCAUCAUCAUCAUUAGCUCUUCUGUGAAGAAGAUGGCUGGCAGAGUGUAUCCCUACAAGUAUGAGAGAGAGUUAUAGAUGGUAGCUAGGAGUAAUAAGCAUAAG